Messenger RNA from Salvia hispanica, 1774 nucleotides. The record is from RefSeq and is a predicted model, not a curated record. NCBI's taxonomy places the organism in Eukaryota, Viridiplantae, Streptophyta, Magnoliopsida, Lamiales, Lamiaceae.
UCUCUCAAUGAUGAAGAUUCCAAACACAUUAACUCUUUUUCUCUUCAUCUCUUUAUGCUCACUCGCAGCUUCAGCUGACCAAGAUUUUGUUGAAUGUCUAACCCAACAAUUCAACAACUACUCUUCGAUUUCAAGCAACGUUUACACCCCUACCAACUCAUCCUACUCUUCAAUCCUUAGAUUCUCCAUUCAAAGUCUAAGGUUCGCCUUAGAUUCCACUCCAAAGCCCCUUGUAAUAAUCCAACCGGAAUACGAAUCUCAAAUCCCUCCGGUCAUCUACUGCGCCAAGGCUACCGGCUUGCAGAUCAGAACCCGAAGCGGGGGCCAUGACUACGAGGGACUAUCGUACGUCGCCCAAGUCCCGUUCGUCAUCCUUGAUUUGAUCAAUCUCAGUGAAAUCACAGUUGACGAAGUUGAGAAAACCGCGUGGGUUGGGUCCGGUUCAACCACCGGUUCUCUUUACUACGCGGUCGCGCAGAAAAGCCCGGUUUUAGGGUUUCCUGCAGGCGUUUGCACGACGAUAGGCAUCGGUGGGCACUUCAGUGGAGGAGGCUACGGGACGUUGAUGAGAAAAUACGGCCUGUCCUCGGACCAGGUCAUCGAUGCGAGAAUAAUCGACGUUAACGGAAGAAUCCUCGACAGAGAAUCAAUGGGCGAGGAUCUGUUUUGGGCCAUCAGAGGUGGCGGAGGCGCCAGUUUCGGCGUGAUCACUGCCUGGAAGGUACAACUGGUGGACGUUCCAGAAAAGGUCACCUUUUUCAACAUCGGCCGAACGCUCGAGCAAAACGCAACUCAAAUAGUCCACAGAUGGCAAUCCAUCGCGCCCCAAUUCGACAAAGAUUUGUUCAUUAGAAUCAUCCUUGUCCCGGAGAAUGUGAGCUCCGGUGCACAAGGAACGAACAAGACAAUUCGAGCUACAUUCAACUCACUCUUCCUCGGAGAAAUCGAAAAAUUGCUUCCGUUGAUGCAAGAGAGCUUCCCUGAAUUAGGGUUAGUGAGAGAAGACUGCACCGAGAUGAGCUGGAUCCAAUCCAUCUUAACCUUCGCCGGUUUCCCAAUCGAUGCACCGGAGAUUCUACUCAACAGAACUCAACCUGCAGUGAGAUACUACAAGGCGAAAUCCGACUACGUGGAGAAGCCUAUUCCCAUAUCCGGGCUCGAAGGUGUAUGGAGGCGGAUGUACGAGGUGGAGGCCGACCAGUCGGUUCUCAUCUUCAGCCCUUACGGUGGGAGGAUGGACGAGAUUCCGGCCUCUGCCACGCCGUUUCCUCACAGGGUUGGAAACUUGUACAAAAUCCAGCAUUUGGUGUAUUGGGACGAAAGUGAGAAUCAAGAUUCGGGAAGCUACUUAGAUUGGAUGAGGAGAUUGUAUAGUUACUUUGCUCCUUAUGUUUCGAGUUCUCCGAGAGCUGCGUACCUCAACUACAGAGAUCUCGACAUCGGAGUUAAUAACCCUAAUGGGAGGACGAGCUAUGCGCAAGCGAGCGUUUGGGGUAGGAAGUAUUUCAAGGAUAAUUUCGAUCGUCUUGUUCGGGUGAAGACAGUGGUUGAUCCGCAGAAUUUCUUCAAGAAUGAACAGAGCAUUCCGUCGUUGUUCUAUCUAGGAUAAAUGAAUCAAGAUCUGUUAGCAUGCAUACAGGUUUGAUUGCAUAGUAAUAUGUUAUUGUUUGGUUAUGAAUAAGAUGUAUUGAUAACCCUUUGAUGCCAAACGUAUUGUAGUAAUGAAGAUUUGUUUUAGGUUUUUGUAAUAUAUAUGAAUAAGAUUUAUUGUGUU